This is a messenger RNA of Hemiscyllium ocellatum (epaulette shark), 671 nucleotides long. It is a transcript of the gene c24h22orf39, whose product is annotated as chromosome 24 C22orf39 homolog. The coding region runs from base 55 to 372 and encodes 105 amino acids. The record is from RefSeq and is a predicted model, not a curated record. The transcript is spliced from 3 exons. Lineage: Eukaryota; Metazoa; Chordata; Chondrichthyes; Orectolobiformes; Hemiscylliidae.
CCGUUUAUUGGUCAAACUGCUAAUAACGUGGACGCUGUCAGUCAAAGCGGAAGGAUGGCGGAUGGGGAGUUCUGGAGACCUCCUCGGGCGUGCGAUGAUUAUCGGAGUGAGUGGAAACACUGCCGGAGUCUGAGAAAUCUCUUCCAUCACUAUUACACGUAUGGAAAGUUCCCCUUGUGUAAACAGUGGAAGAAAGAUUACAAAAGUUGCAUGGAAUGGGAACACUUUAAGUCUACUGAAGCUAAGACAGCUUUAUGUGAGAGUGAGAAGAGGAGGUUAGAAGAACAAAAGAUACACUUUCCAAUCUGGGCAAUGAGGAAAGAUCCACCAGCUGAAUGGCAGCUGCCCCUAAGUGACAAAGAAGAGAAAUAGUUGGAGUUGAUCAUAUCUCGGAUCACAUCUAGGAUCACAAUAGUCAGCAGGUGCUGCAAUAGAGCCUUUGUGAGCAUGUCCACUUCACUCUGCAGUGUCCUAUAUAACACUGGUUUUAAGGGAAUCCAGUUGGAAGCAGCUUUGAGUCUUGAGACUACUAUUUAACCUGGAUUCAUUUUAUAGGAACUCACUGGAGAUGGUAAUCGGAAUGUUAUAUAACCGUCUGACUGUCACAUCCUGUUAUGCUGCAGCAAAGGUGUUUUCAAUAAAUAAACUGCCAGCAUAUUAAUUUAAUUUAA